GGGUGGAGUCAGACCCAAAAAACUUUCCCAGAGUGUGAGCCUCUUCCAUAUAAAGCAUUAGAGGAGCGCUCCGUUCAAAGCCUUUGACAGAACAGAAGUUCUCACUCGUAAAGUUCGGCAUUGACUUUGGCUUCAGCACUGGUGCUACUGCUGAUUCUCUGCGUGUCCUGCACAGCUGCAGAAAGGUGAGAGAGAACGAGUGAGAGACCUUAUUAUACAGCUAAAGACAGCCAUUGAUAAAUAUAGUGAGAUGAUUGAACUGGGCUCAGUGGAGGAGGGCAGGAGUCUGAUAGAAGAGCUGAUGGAGUUAACAUCUCAAAGCCUGUGCAAACUGGAGAUUAAAGAGCAUUUCAACAUCAUUAAAGAGAUCGGCCGGGGCAAGUAUGGCCGUGUGCUGCUGGUAACUCACCGCUGUAAGGGAACGCCAAUGGCUCUGAAAGUGUUGCCCAAAACAUCAACCAAACUGCAAGGAUUUCUGCGGGAAUAUUGCAUCUCCCUGCAGCUGUCCUGUCACCCCUGCAUCGUGGGUCUGUUCGGCAUCGCCUUCCAGUCAAACGAGCACUAUGGGUUUGCUCAAGAGCUGGUGGUGGGUCGAGACCUGUUCGCCAUCAUUCAGCCACGGGUGGGCAUCUCAGAAUGUGCAGUCAAACGCUGUGCUGUUCAGAUCUCCAGCGCCCUCGAGUUCAUCCACCAGCGUGGCCUGGUGCACCGCGACAUCAAACCCGAGAACGUGCUGCUGCUGGACAACCACUGCCGUCAAGUUAAGCUGGCCGAUUUCGGCCUCACCCAGAGACGUGGAACCCUCAUCCACUAUAUAUCGGGCACGUUGCCGUAUAUGGCCCCGGAGCUGUGCGCCAUGGUCCUGGAAGAAGGUCAGAAGGAGGUAAAGGCUCCUCCGCUCAGCGUGCAGCCCAGUUUAGACACGUGGGCGUUUGGCGUUCUGCUGUUUUGUAUUCUCACUGGGUUCUUUCCUUGGGAGCGGUGCGACGACAGCGACGAUUUCUACGAGGAGUUCGCCGACUGGCGCCGGGAGCCCAGCACGGCCCCCGUGCCAUCUCAGUGGAAAAGGUUCACGCCUGUAUGCAUGGAGAUGUUCAAAAGGAUGUUGGCGUUGGAUGCCAAGGAGAGGUCCUCGGUAGGUGAGGUCAAAGGUUACGUGGGUAAGGAGUGGGUGCGAGCGAAGGACAUCAACGGAUGGGUCGGGGACAAUGGUGAACAGUGAUGGAGUCAUGUGACUUUUGGAAAGCUUGGGAAUAAGAUUUUUCUUUGUAAAGGAACAUUUUUAUUAUCGCUACAUAACCUUUUUUAGACAAAUAUACAGAUGUGAUUAUAUUGAUUAUGUGUGUACAUUGUGUUAGUGCUUUGAAAGGACUUUUACUAAGCCAUUUAUGACCUUUUCCCACAAUCCCAGUCAUUCAUCAUUUGUCUACAUUCAGAAAAUAGCACUACAACCUUCUCUGUUGAACAUUUGAUAAUCUCCUGGCAUCUGUUGCGCUUGAUGAGGUAUUGAUAGAUCUGCCCCGGUCUGGUGUUUGUUUGAGUCCUGCUCCAGAGAAACUGUCCCAGUAGGGUGUCUUCACUGGAGGUCAGG
Molecule: messenger RNA, 1591 nt
Organism: Paramisgurnus dabryanus
Lineage: Eukaryota; Metazoa; Chordata; Actinopteri; Cypriniformes; Cobitidae
Source: RefSeq, a predicted model, not a curated record